Messenger RNA from Dermacentor silvarum, 1680 nucleotides. RefSeq lists its product as uncharacterized. The record is from RefSeq and is a predicted model, not a curated record. NCBI's taxonomy places the organism in Eukaryota, Metazoa, Arthropoda, Arachnida, Ixodida, Ixodidae. Gene Ontology annotation, molecular function: zinc ion binding; nucleic acid binding. Bases 140 to 1285 code for a protein of 381 amino acids. The transcript has a single exon.
UUCACCUACCUGCCCUCCCGUUUGCCACACUCAAAUUGCUAGUAGAUACAGCGCUCGACCGCUGGCGCCACGCUGGGCCGCUCGCGCGUACCGCGUUUAUAGGUGGUUUCUUUCGCCGAGGGCGCUCGAACGCAAUCAUAUGGUUAGCAUGAAUGCAAGCCUUGGAAGCGUGGCUGUAUGGCUGAUCAGUCUGCCUCUGGACACGGACGCGUUCGGACGCAAGAUGUCGAGCUCUGCAAGAGCAGGUUCAGCGGCCGCGUUUGGCCGUGGUAACAGGUCUUCUGUCGCCCCACCGGGUUAUCGGUAUGUACUACCGACUUUGCCAUCAGGAGAAACUAUGAAGGAGUGUUUGUUUUUACACUGUGACGUGACCGGGAGACCAUAUCGCCUCGAAGACUUCCGUGACCCGCUGCAAGAGCUGGGUGUACUGAAAGACGUGACUGGUAUAGGGCCCUUCCAAAUGACGCAUGUGUGGCUGAUCAAGCUAAGAACGCCAGAGGCAAAGGAAGUGCUGGUUAACGCGGGUGGCUUGGAGGUCAAAGGGCGUUUUUGCGCCGUCAUUGACCCUGUACAGCAAGACAUCACACUCAAAGUGCACUGGGUGCCAUUCCACAUUACCGGGGAAGCACUGAAGAGGACUUUCGACCACUAUGGCGAAGUGAAAGAAGUACGACAAGAGGAUUGGAAGGUGAGAGGUUUUGAACAAGCCGAGUCCACUGCGCGUAUUGUGCGGAUGACGCUCCGAGAGGAUUUAACACCGGACGCUUUGCCCCACUUGUUCAAGAUCUUUGGUGGUUCAGUGCUCGUCGUCGUUCCCGGCAGAGCUCCAAUUUGCCUUCGUUGUCGACGCAAAGGACACAUUAGGCGAGACUGCAGAGUGCCAAGAUGUGCUCAGUGCCGGGAAUUCGGCCAUGAAGCACAAGGCUGUGUGCGUACAUAUGCAAGAGUUACUGGCAGCAAGCAACCUGAAGACGAGGGUCUCGAAUUGAUGGAGGAAGAGGUAACGGAGAAGCUGACAGCGUCCUUAGAAACGCAGGCUGAACAGGUGGCUAGUGACGCGGAAAAGGUGGCAACGCCAUCCGCGUCGACACAGGACGACACUGCAGGAAGAAAGCAGAGGCAAAGAAGAAUGCAGGAAGAAGUGAGGACACCUCCUGCACCCGAAAACGCGGAUCAUGGGCGUGACGAGUUGAACGUGGCGAUGGUCGCGGAGCCAGACACACCAUAUGAGACGCCUGAUGAGACGGCCACUGAGGAGCCUGCCUUCCAAACGGCAUCGACGUGAUGCUCCAGAUGAGGAGACGCAGGGGGAAAGUGUUCAACGCCUGGAGCCGCAGUGGAUGGAGGUCCGGUCGACCCGGGCCAAGAAAGGAAAGUACGCCCCAGCGCAAAGGUCAGCGUCGCUCACCCGAGAAGGGGAGGCGACGCAGUGACCAACGCGACUGGCGUCGCGGGUGCCCGUUCAAGCUGUCGUGCCGACAGGGACGCUCAGUUUGUGAAAGUUGCUAAUUGCUGGACGCCUUGCCGUUGUUUUACUCUUGCUAUUUGAAAUGGCUAUGUCGCUAGCUCCAUUGCGCGUGGGAACGCUCAACGUUAGAGGUCUCAGGGCGAGACGCAGACAGCGUCAGCUCCGACGCGUAAUGUUAGAGGAAGAUUUAGAUAUCUUGACGAUUCAGGCGA